Molecule: messenger RNA, 1026 nt
Organism: Gopherus evgoodei (Goodes thornscrub tortoise)
Lineage: Eukaryota; Metazoa; Chordata; Testudines; Testudinidae
Product: olfactory receptor 11A1-like
Exons: 2
Coding region: 1-1026 (341 amino acids)
Biological process (GO): G protein-coupled receptor signaling pathway
Cellular component (GO): membrane
Molecular function (GO): olfactory receptor activity; G protein-coupled receptor activity
Source: RefSeq, a predicted model, not a curated record
AUGGCAAUUGACUCCAAUGGUUACACCAAUUCACACCAGCAGGGGAUCUGGACCACUGGCUCCAAUGAUGCAACCCAGGCAAACAUAAAAUGGGGAAAUCAAACAUCCAUCUCAGAAUUCAUCCUCCUGGCAUUCGGAAAUCAUCCUGAACUGCAGAUUUUUCUCUUCCUGCUGUUCUUAGUGAUCUACGUUGUGACCAUGGCUGCGAACAUCCUCAUCAUGGUACUAGUUGUGACUGAUCAGCACCUUCACACCUCCAUGUACUUCUUCCUGGGGAACCUGUCCUGCUUGGAGACUUGUUACACCUCCACCAUCCUGCCCAGGAUGCUGGCCAGUUUCCUGACUGGGGACAGAACAAUUUCUGUAACUGGUUGCCUAAUACAAUUAUAUUUCUUUGGUUCUCUAGUUAACACAGAAUGUUACCUCCUAGCUGCGAUGUCUUAUGAUCGGUAUUUAGCAAUAUGCAAACCACUGCACUAUGGAACCCGUAUGAAUAACAGGAUCUGCUUCCAGCUAGCAGCUGGCUCUUGGAUAAGUGCAUUUUUGGCUGUUAUCAUUGUCAUAAUUUUAAUGUCACAGUUAAUUUUCUGUGGCCCUAAUGAAAUUGACCAUUUCUUUUGUGAUCUCACCCCAAUGAUAAAACUGUCCUGCAGUGAUACCCAUAAGAUGGAAUUUGUGACCUUUUGGGGCUCUGUUUUAUUCACUUUACCUCCAUUUCUGUUGACCAUGACAUCCUAUGUUUAUAUCAUAAUUGCCAUCCUGAGAAUCCCUUCCACCACUGGGAGACAAAAGGCCUUUUCUAUCUGCUCCUCCCACCUCAUUGUGGUGACCAUUUUCUAUGGAACCCUGAUGAUUGUCUAUAUCUUACCAAAAACUGAGAAGCUGAGGGAGCUCAACAAAGUGUUCUCCCUUUGCUACACGGUCCUGACACCCCUGCUCAAUCCCCUGAUCUACAGCCUGAGAAACAAAGACGUCAAGUUGGCCUUCAGAAAAGCUGCCAGGAAAUAUGUGGCUUUCAUGAAUUAA